Messenger RNA from Plasmopara halstedii, 2355 nucleotides. RefSeq names its product chorismate mutase. Lineage: Eukaryota; Oomycota; Peronosporomycetes; Peronosporales; Peronosporaceae. Gene Ontology annotation, molecular function: prephenate dehydratase activity; chorismate mutase activity; 7S RNA binding. Gene Ontology annotation, cellular component: cytoplasm; signal recognition particle. The transcript has 12 exons. Gene Ontology annotation, biological process: chorismate metabolic process; SRP-dependent cotranslational protein targeting to membrane; L-phenylalanine biosynthetic process. The coding region runs from base 1 to 2355 and encodes 784 amino acids. The record is from RefSeq and is a predicted model, not a curated record.
AUGACGCUGGCGAAUGUGAUGCGAGCGAAUGUGAUGCGUCUAGCGGCGAUCCGAACCGUACACUCGAAUCAAUUUAAGAUUGCACAAUGUGCGAUUUCGUAUCCCCAAUCAUCGAUGCAGCUGCGGUCCAUGGGUCUGCUUUCUAACAUUAAAAAGACUGUGUCGGGCAAGUUGGAGGAGCGCAAUCAACAUAAACAAGGAGAGGCAUAUAAGCAGCAGAUGAUUGAGCUUUCGCAACAGGAAAAAUUUGAUCUGAAUGGGUUUUAUGCUCAUUUAAAGAAAAAUGCUGAAGCGAGUGGUGCUAGCGGUUGGCGAGCGAUGAUUCCUGGUGUCUCAUCAAUGACUGCCGUGCAACAAAUGAAGAUGUUUAUGACUAUUCUGGAGUCAAUGGAGCCUGAAUAUCUUGAGAGUCCUCGCCUGAUCAAUGGAAAAGUCAAGAGGAAAAUCUCUGAAAAGACUGGUCAUUCGCCAGAAGAUAUCAAUAACAUGUUGCGCAACUACGAGCAGCUUUCAGCUCUUCAUAUUUGGCUGGUAAAGCGGGCAGAACGUGGUCUUUCUAUUCCCGAGACUAUCGAUGAAACUACGGAGAUGGUGCGUCAAGACCCGACGGGAUUUCCAGCCAAAAAAUUUAGGAUGAAGCAACGCCGAGGUUUUGCUAUUCAUUCUUGUAAAUUUAAGGUGAAUACCAUGCAAAGCUCCCACAACGUCGUAUUUGGUGACCCCCUUAAGCCUGUAAAGCUUGACGAUUUUCGCAAUGUCCUCAUUCGUCAAGAAGAGACGAUUAUCUUUGCGUUAAUUGAGCGCGCACAAUUUCCGCGGAAUAUGGAGGUCUAUUUGAGCAUGAAAGACAGUAAAAGUGCAGCAUUUGGAGGAUUAAAAGGCAAGUAUACGACUUUUGACGGAAGUCUACUCGACUUUAUGCUACUGGAAACGGAAAAAUUACAUGCAUUGACACGUCGGUAUACUUCGCCGGAUGAAAAUGCUUUUUUUCCGCAUCACUUGCCAGAACCAAUUUUACCACUUCUCAAUUAUCCACGUGUAUUAAAUCCGAACCGGAUAAACGUCAAUCAUCAGAUCAUGAGUGUAUACCUGGAAAAAAUCUUACCGGGAUUAACAACUUUUGCUACUGACGACACAGCAUUUGGCUCGACAGCAACGGCAGAUAUUGCAGUUCUACAGGCUUUAAGUAAACGAAUUCACUUUGGUAAGUUCAUUGCUGAAGCGAAAUUUCAAGCCGAGACCGAACGUUAUACGGAACUUAUUCUUGCAAAUGAUGCGGAUGGCAUUAUGAAAGCUUUGACCAAUUUAGAAGUUGAAAAGAAAGUAUUGGAACGUGUUAAAAUGAAAGCUUCAGCUUAUGGUCAAGACCCAAACGUUCCAAUUUCAACGGAUAAAACUAUGAAAGUAUCUCCUCAACUCAUUUCUGAUUUAUAUUGUGACUUUGUCAUGCCUUUAACAAAGGAAGUACAAGUUCAAUAUUUAUUACAACGUGUAACCCAUCCAACAAUUGCUAUAGCUGGUACAAAAGGAUCAUUUUGUUGGUUAGCUGCUCAAACUCAUUUUGGCAGCAAUACAUUGAAUGACUUUCAAUUGUAUCAAGCAGAAUCGAUAAGUCAAGUCUUUGAGAAUGUCAAUGCAAAUUGUACUGCAUAUGGUGUCGUGCCAAUUGAAGACUCUCUUUCAGGAAUGAUCAAAGAGACACAAGCACAAUUGAGACUCAGUACAUUGAAAGUAUCUGCUGAAAUUCUACUCACACGUUCAUUUCUAUUUGCGACUCAAGAUAAAAGACUAUUAAACACGAAUGAAGUGACCAAAGUCUUUUGUCCACUCGAAACAAGUGCUUGCUUUCUUGCACAAGCUGAACAAAAUUGGCCAAGUGCACAAAUGAUUUCCGUCUCCAAUGUAUCAGAAGCAGCAAGUUGUGCAAGAUCUGAAGCAUUGACAGUUGCAGUAACAACGGCUGGUGCUGCAGACUCAAACAAUUUAGAUCAAAUUGAAUCAAGCUACGAACUGACGUCGGAUGAUGCCGUAACUAGCAAGUCUUUCAUUCGCUUUGUCAUUGUGUCAAAAGGGUACCCUGCAGCCACGGGAAAGGAUAAAUCAUUUUUGAGCAUGGAAAUUAAGCACGAAGUUGGCUCAUUACUAUCAGCUCUCGAUGUAUGGAAGAAACAUAACAUUAAUCUUUCGUGGCUUGAAUCUCUUUAUCGUAAAGAAGGAGGCUAUGACUUUUUCGUGGAGAUUGUCGGCCAUUAUGAUGAUAAGAAUGUGCAACAAGCGGUGCAGGAUCUCCAAUCGGUGUGUACACUGAAACAUCUUGGAUCGUUUCCAACAGCAGAACGUCUCAUUCGAAGUUAA